Pseudoliparis swirei is the source of this 1662-nucleotide messenger RNA. Its product is annotated as basic proline-rich protein-like. Bases 1 to 1662 code for a protein of 553 amino acids. NCBI's taxonomy places the organism in Eukaryota, Metazoa, Chordata, Actinopteri, Perciformes, Liparidae. The transcript has a single exon. The record is from RefSeq and is a predicted model, not a curated record.
AUGAAACCUGAACCUCGGCCUUCUGGCUGCUUCAAAGCGGUCGUUAGGCUCAGCAACGCCGCCGCCUCCACCCGGACACCUCCACCCGGGCACCUUCACCCGGGGCCUCCACCCGGGCACCUCCACCCGGGCACCUUCACCCGGGGCCUCCACCCGGGCACCUCCACCCGGGCACCUCCACCCGGGGCCUCCACCCGGACACCUCCACCCGGGCACCUUCACCCGGGGCCUCCACCCGGACACCUCCACCCAGACACCUCCACCCGGGGCCUCCACCCGGACACCUCCACCCGGGCACCUUCACCCGGGCACCUCCACCCGGGCACCUUCACCCGGGGCCUCCACCCGGGCACCUCCACCCGGGGCCUCCAUCCGGGGCCUCCACCCGGACACCUCCACCCGGGCACCUCCACCCGGGCACCUUCACCCGGGGCCUCCACCCGGACACCUCCACCCAGACACCUCCACCCGGGGCCUCCACCUGGACACCUCCACCCAGGCACCUUCACCCGGGGCCUCCACCCAGGCACCUCCACCCGGGGCCUCCAUCCGGGGCCUCCACCCGGACACCUCCAUCCGGGCACCUCCACCCGGGGCCUCCACCCGGACACCUCCACCCGGGCACCUUCACCCGGGGCCUCCACCCGGACACCUCCACCCAGACACCUCCACCCGGGGCCUCCACCCGGACACCUCCACCCGGGCACCUUCACCCGGGGCCUCCACCCGGGCACCUCCACCCGGGCACCUUCACCCGGGGCCUCCACCCGGGCACCUCCACCCGGGGCCUCCAUCCGGGGCCUCCACCCAGACACCUCCAUCCGGGCACCUCCACCCGGGGCCUCCACCCGGACACCUCCACCCGGGGCCUCCACCCGGACACCUCCACCCGGGCACCUCCACCCGGGGCCUCCAUCCGGGGCCUCCACCCGGACACCUCCACCCGGGCACCUCCAUCCGGGCCUCCACCCGGACACCUCCACCUGGCACCUCCACCGGGCCUCCAUCCGGGGCCUCCACCCGGACACCUCCACCCGGACACCUCCACCCGGGCACCUCCACCCGGGGCCUCCACCCGGACACCUCCACCCGGGCCUCCACCCGGACACCUCCACCCGGCACCUUCACCCGGGCCUCCACCGGACACCUCCACCCAGACACCUCCACCCGGGGCCUCCACCCGGACACCUCCACCCGGGCACCUCCACCCGGGGCCUCCACCCGGGCACCUUCACCCGGGGCCUCCACCCGGGCACCUCCACCCGGGGCCUCCACCCGGACACCUCCACCUGGGCACCUUCACCCGGGGCCUCCACCCGGGCACCUCCACCCGGGGCCCCAUCCGGGGCCUCCACCCGGACACCUCCACCCGGGCACCUCCACCCGGCCACCUCCACCCGGGGCCUCCACCCGGACACCUCCACCCGGGGCCUCCACCCGGGGCCUCCACCCGGACACCUCCACCCGGGCACCUCCACCCGGGGCCUCCACCCGGGCACCUCCACCCGGGGCCUCCAUCCGGGGCCUCCACCCGGACACCUCCACCCGGGCACCUCCACCCGGGGCCUCCACCCGGGGCCUCCACCCGGACGCCUCCAUCCGGGGCCUCCACCCGGGCACCUCCACCCGGACACCUCCACCCGGGGCCUCCGGUCCGUCUGA